AUGGGGACCUCCGUGCCCUGGGGAACAUGCACGCUCGGGGUUGGGCCUGGGAGGCCUCUCCGCCAGAGACCCUCGCGCCCACCAAGCAAGAGCCCUUCAUCAUGGGAACAGAAGCCCGUCCCCGGCACCUCGGCGCUCGAGAAGCUGCCCCCGGAGGUGCUGGAUCAGAUCAUCUCCUACCUGGCCUUGGACGUCCCGCCCAACGGCUACACCCCCCGCAAUGUCGACCUCAUCUCCUGUCUGCUCACCUCGCGCACCCUCCACGCCGCAACUCUGGCCGUGCUGUACCGGAACAUGACCUUCCCCCACUCCAUCAUCUUCUCCAAGGCGCUGAACCACAUGUCGCAGUAUCCCGCGUUGGGCACGCUGGUUCGUCGCCUCGAUUUCUCGCACUUUACCUCGGUGGGCUUGGGCCGCACCAAGCAGAUGAACUCGGAGAUCCAGAACUUGACCUCGACCACCCUCUUGAAGUGUCUCGACCUGCUGCCCAACCUCAAGGAGUGUCUGUUGCAGGAGCACGUCGAGGGCGAUCUCAGUGUGGAGAUCGUGCAGAAGCUCUUCACCGGUCUACCGAACUUGUGCGCCGUCGAUUUCUGUGGCUGUUCCAGCCAGUCCUUCUCGCGGGUCUUCUCCGAGGCGUUGACCACCGGUCUCGGUCUUCCGCUCACCCUCCCCAACCUGAAGCGCAUCUCCCUGCAUGAAUGCAGCACCCUGCCUGCCUCCGUCUUUGAAGUCCUCCUGCCCCGGCUGGUCAACUUGACGCACCUCGACGUCACCCACACGCAGAUCAGCGAGGCAGCCCUGUUCUCCAUUCCCGAGACCGCCAAGGUCACCCAUUUGAGUCUGUCCCGGUGCUCGCGGCUGCGCGCGUCCAAGGUCGUGGAAUUCCUGACCACGCAUCCCGCCGUGUGCGAGUCCCUAGUGUUCUUGAACCUGAUGACCGACCCGACGCGGUACCGUCUGCUUGAGGAGGAAGACAUCAGCGCCCUCCUCCCGAGACUGCCUUCUUCGCUCCGGUCCCUCAACCUCGGCGGCGCCAAGGUCACCUCGACUCAUGUGCCCGCCCUGAUUCCUCUGACCAAGCACCUGGAAGAGUUGGGUCUGAGCUCGGCGGACCUGACCGCCCAGGAUGUGAACUCCUUCUUUGCUCCUCCGCAGAAUGCCGAGCAGACUGCAAGACAGACCUGGGUCCCACCCAUGCUCUGCUAUCUCGAUCUCACCAAGGUGAACCAGCUGUCGUUGGGCACGGUGUUCAACACCAGCGCCUGUCUGUAA
Aspergillus terreus NIH2624 is the source of this 1275-nucleotide messenger RNA. Its product is annotated as Leucine Rich Repeat domain protein. The coding region runs from base 1 to 1275 and encodes 424 amino acids. The record is from RefSeq and is a predicted model, not a curated record. The transcript is spliced from 2 exons. Lineage: Eukaryota; Fungi; Ascomycota; Eurotiomycetes; Eurotiales; Aspergillaceae.